CUUCUGCAACUUUUUUUUAGCAGAGCGUCUGACCGUUUCCUCCUCCUCCUCCUCUCUCUCUCUCUCUCUCUCUCUCUCUCUCUCUCUCUCUCUCCUGGUGGAUGGCAAGAAGCAACAAGUACGCUUCUAUCAAUUUCAACGAAAUCUACGGUCCAAAGAAGCCCUCAUCUUCCCAUUCUACCCAUCCUCACCAAUCUUCACAAAAUACCCCUCUUCCUGCAGCUCGAACCCAUGGCCGGAUGCUCGUCCUAACCCGCCCCUCAAAUCCCCAACCGCAACCGCCCCCUACAACCCCUCCCCCGCCCUCCCCUCCCCCGAAACCGGCCGAUCUAACCCGGCCUGAAUCCGACUCCAUCUCACUCCGACCCUUAGGCUGCACCGACUCAUCAUCAUCCUCCUCCAACAUCCCGAUCAAGGAAGAGAAGCAAUCCCCGUCACUGACCUUCCCGAAGCCGGAGCCUUUCGUUCCCCCGCAUCUGCGCCCCGGAUUCGUAGGCCGGGAAGAGCGGCUCGUGCAGGACGGGCAGAAGGAGAAGCAGGGGUUCAGGCCACGUGACAGGAGCCACCCGUUCGUGCAGGGGCAGCACGUGAGGGAACACUCUCCGCCGAGGCGGGGUGGAGCGGAAGACGGACGGCCGAGAUCGGGAGGGUACGAAGGGAUGCAACGCGGCGGAUCGGAUCUCGAGAGGAACCGACCGAGUUCUGGUGGGAAUCGCCCGAGUUUUAGCGGGUGGAAUGGCUCGUACCGAUCUCCUCAUUUCUAGGCCGCUGUUGCCGUUGCUGUUGUUCUUGGAAAGGGUAUAACGUCCUUUUAUAUAAAUCUUAUUUUAUUUUUAUUUUCUCACUUGGCUUUAUUUAUGUGCCUUUUUCGGGGAUUUAUAUGUUCGAGAAAAGGUCUAAAUGAAAUGUUACAAGGAAGACGUUUUUUAAUUUUCAUUUCUCCUGUUCUCAUUUAAUGGGGAAGUGUCCUGGGUGGGCCCCACCAUGCGAUGAUCUGGACCGUUCAUCUGUAAGGUCCCACAUGUAGAUGGGCCAUUUAUAAAACCACAUUUGUAAGA
Molecule: messenger RNA, 1058 nt
Organism: Magnolia sinica
Lineage: Eukaryota; Viridiplantae; Streptophyta; Magnoliopsida; Magnoliales; Magnoliaceae
Exons: 1
Coding region: 102-764 (220 amino acids)
Source: RefSeq, a predicted model, not a curated record